ACCAAACAAAUAUGUCAUAGCGAUAUCAUGCGACCAUCACGUAUAAAACUAUUAAUUCUGUGUUGCUGGAAACAAACAUUUCGAUUAUGCUUGUUCUGACUUUGAACUCUAUGGACGAGGACAAACGUUUAAAGUGCUUAUAGCAUAAAGCAAGGCGUUAUUUUAAACCACGGACUUCUCUGAGGUGUGUGUAUAGGGGAGUUAUCGCACGUCUGGUCGGACAUGAUUGUAUUGGCUUUUAUUUUCGUCUUUCUACUAUCAGAAGUAGAUUAUACUGCAGGUGAGAAGAACACAUAUUGUUUUGACUUAGCUAUUCAUUUUUGAGCACAUUUUAAGCACACGCCGCCAAUAGUCUGGUAAAAAUGAUUUAAUAAUCACAGACGAAAAUUGGGGUAUUAGACUCAGGACAUUUCAGCGGGUAUCUUCCCAACAUCGUCUUCUAGACUUCAAAGCUUUUACCAGUUCAAAGUGAUAUCAUAGCUAAGUGAAUUUUCCGAUUCGGUUUAAGGUAAAUUACAUGUAACCUUUCCUCAUACAGUUUUCUACUUCUUUAAACCCACAAAAAAUAUUAAUGUCACGCGCUGUUAAACGGCUUUUCCCCCGGAAGAGAUUCCGAGAUUCCUCUAUCAAACAAUGGACUGAGUUAGACAAUAAAAAAGAGGAAUCGAAUUCUCUGAUAAAAGAUUGAUCUCAUCAGAUUAAACUGCUCCUCAAGAAAAUUUGCGUUUUAACUUAACCAAAAAUUUCAUCAGAUAAUCUUGAAAAUGUUGUUCGUUUCAACCGAUCUUUGCCCUGACUUGGCACGGGUUUUUGUCUGUGUCAGUGUUGUUGCGUUACUUUCCAUUUCUUGACCCAAAAAUAGUCACAUUCAAGGAGGGCUCAAGUCGUUUUAGCACAGGUUUACCAACUUGUCUUGCUCAAACGACCAUGUGUGGGUUAUGUAAUAUUUAUGCAAAAAAAAGUCAACCUCGUUCCCAGUGUAUCUCUGCUGUCUAUCCUCUCUCGCACACUAGAGGAUGGGAGAGGAAUGAAAUGGGAAUAAGGCUGGUAAAAGAUUGUGAUAUGUUCCUGGGCCCAGUUGUUCAAAGGCCGAUUAGCACUUAACCAAGGGUUAGAUUUAACCUGGGUUUCUUUUUCUUUUGGUCAAAAGCAUUUUCUCAGAUAAUUUUCUCUGUUAUUUUUAAGAGCAUCCAAUUAUCAACUUGCUGACAAAAAGAAUUAAACUGAAUUUACUUUUUAAGCUUUCAUAUCUGAAUUCAAAUUUCGUACAAACCCUGGGUUAUCUUAACCCAGCUUUGAACAACUCAGUCCUGCUGUUUAGUGUAUGUUUUGUUGUUUCAUCACUCUCUAUCUGUACCUCCAACUAGUGCCACACUAAGUGGAUACUUAAGAAAUCCUUUAUUUCAAGACAUUGUCUUAUACUGUGAUCUGCACGACUGUAGGGGUCAAGUCUCCAGAAAGACCAGUUGUACCAAAUGUCACAGCUAUCAGCUCAACAGAGAUACGGAUCACAUGGUGCCGAGUGCACUCCAACAAAGUAGAGAUUGAUCACUAUGAACUGUUCAUAGACACUGAGCUGGAGUAUUCGGGAGUGGAUGUCAUGUACAUUGCCAAGCGUCUGAAACCCUGGUCAGGGUACGAAGUCAAAUUGAGGGCAUGUGGGGUAUCCCCUGGAGCUUGUUCUCCUUUCUCAAGACCUGCUCUUGUGAUGACUUUGAGAGACGGUAAGUUAAGAGUUCACCAUUUUCUUAUUUUCGAGUCUGUACAAUCCCCUUUAAGAGGUUGUAAAAGUUCAAUAAGGUAUGUGCUGCAUUCAUUCUCAAAGCCUGCUUUAGACAAGAUCUGUGAUAUUGGUAUUAAUGAAUAAAGAUAAUAUUAUUAAUUUAUAAUUUCAGGAGACAACACCACUACAGUGAUUCAGUCUGGUGUGACAAUAUUCAAGGUCAUUGUUGUACCUACAUACACGUUCAUACUUGGAAUGAUAGCAGGAGUGUUGGCCAUUUCAUUUGUUCUUAUAUGGAGGUAAUUCUUUGUUACAUACUCUAUUUAACAAGUGUAAGGACUGUAAAGACAAAGAAACCAAACAAGCAAGCAACAAAUUAUAUGAUACCCCCAUUAGCACCCUCAACCAAAGAUGCCACUAUGAUUAGAAUUACCUGUGUAUCAAAACUUGCAAUAUUAAUUAAUUAAGAGCCUGCAGUACAGGCGUUUUCUUUGGGUGUGCAAAUGUUUUUGCUUCUGUAAGCGCCAUGUUGAAACUCCAAAAGAGGGGAGGAUACAAUAAACAAUAACAAAUAAAUAAAAACUUGACAAACUAUAUUUGACUCACAGUUAUAGCAAGUUUGAUGUUUUAUUUUCGUUUACAUAAGGUAUCUGCAAUCGGUAGACCUGUCUGGGGAAUCAGCCUUUGAACUGCCGCAGUUUCAGACAGAAGCAACCAAAGAUGAAUAUGAUGCAAUUCUGAAACAUCAGCCACCUGGCAAUCAUCUUUGGUGCAGUUUGGAGAGCACUUCUCAUCUGGCAAAAGCUUCUAAUGUGGACAGUGUGGAGUCGCAUUACCUGGAAAUACCACCCAACGAAGAAAAUGCCAGGCAACAAAACUGUCUGGUGAUUACAGACUUGAUUUUACCUAGUUUCUAUUCAAUCAAUUCAACUUGUGAAAGUGACAGGCUCCCCCCUAAAGAACAACAGUCAUUUCAUGUGUCCAGAGAACAACUGGAUGCAACUUGUGAAGAAUAUACCCAGAUUGGAAAACUGGAAGAAGAAUCAUCCCCUUUAAAUGACUUCAACAGAAGCGUGAACAAGCAAGAAUUACAGAAUGGCAUAGACAAGGAUCACGUCCAAUUCCGUGAUAGAACAACAAGCUUAACAUACUGUCCAUUAUCAGAUAACACUCUGACAACACCUGCACUUCACACAUACAAAGAACAAACUUUAGAAUGUUUAGAUGCCUCUAACGAAGGUGCUCCACCCUCUACAUCAACAUCUGAGGCUCAUAAUUCUGAUAAGGAAGUACCAAAAGACUCUAAAACACACUCCUUAUUUGGAAUGGUGGUUGCCAUUGACAACAGCAAUAUUUAUAUUGGUGCUCAGGAAUGUGCCAGUAUGGUCAACACAGGAGACCGCAAGCGACAUGUGCGGGUUAAGUUGCAAAAUUUGGUUAGGAUUCUUGAAAAGGAAAGAACAAAGACCAGAGGGUUUGCAGGUGGCUCUAGUCCUCCAGCAACAGAACAUGUGUGGGAAGUUUACAGGUGGGUCAGGGCAGACUUCAGUUAUCAAUUAAAUAGGACUCAUACUACUGUAAACAAGUGACAAUGAUACUGUUUAACCUCAAAUAGUCACUUCAGAUGACAUGACUGUGAGUGCCUAUUUCACAUAAAUUAUGAAGAAAGAUGGUGGUUCCAGCCAUCUAUUGUUUCAUCUUUCUUAGCAUAAUAUAAUUAAUAUUUGUUUGCAUUUUAUGAUCAGACGCUUGGGAUACAUUGUUGAUCUGGAAGAGAGAAGAGGGAAGGAUGAGCAAAGAGUAGAUGAAAGCCUUCACCUUUGGAUUUAUAAGGUGACAAAAAUUUUACUAUAAAUCUUCCUUACGGAAACUAAUGUGCAUUUCAAAUCAAUAUGCCCCAUCCAUGGCAAUGUCUCAAAGAUGUUCUAGAUCAGUAGUUCCAAAAUCCUGAUGCCAGCUGGAUGGCAAACACCAUUAUAAACAUUCACUACAAGUGGAGUAGCCCCAACCCCUUGAGACUGAAUGGUGAUCACUUUAGUCAUGGCCAGAUUUUUUGACAAGCUUUCUCAACAUGCAUACACGGUUACUGACUAGUUACGAACAAAGAUGUAACUUGAUGUUUUUUUAUGAACCACAGGCCUUGUGUGAGCUCCCUCCUGGUGUAUUGGUACUGGCUACAGGAGAUGGAAUGAAGGGCAAAUCAGAAUGUGACACUAGUUUCCCUGGAUGUGCCAUGAAAGCACUAGAAAAAGGAUGGACUGUUGAAGUCUAUUCCUGGAGGCACAGCUUAAGCAGUGAGUGGAUCAAACUCACUAAAAAGCAUCCCAAUGCACUGACAAUCAACUACCUUGACAAGUAAGGAUAGAACAAUAUGUACUUAAAAUGAAUUCUUCCAACAUUGAAAUGAGCAAUGGUUUAACUAUUCAAAUGAAACCUCUAAAGCAUCACUUACCAUGGUACUAACUUUUGAGUCUGUGGAUGAAAUCCUAUGGUGUUGCCUUUUACAUAAAACCUCUUCGGCAUUACUUUUACUUAGUAGUAUUUAUUUCUUAGGAUUUUAUAAACCUGAAGUUUAGAAUUUUUGACAAAACUUUUAGUUUAGAAUUUUCAGGACUGAGGUUUUCAACCUUGGCUUUAACCAAACUCUAAGAUCAAAAUUUGACUCAUUUGGGCUUCAUUUCCUACAGAAGAAGUGGGGAGAAGUCAAAAAUUUCAAGAAAAUACAUCUUGUGUGAUCAUGUCCAGUUGAUAUUACAAGGAGAAAUUUGGUCUGAUCAAGGGCUGGAUCAAAGAAAAAAAAUACAAGUCAACAACGUGGAUCAAAGAAAAAAAAUUAUGCUAGCGUAAUCAACAAGCUACCUUGCUUGAAAAAAAUGGCUCAUACACAUGUACCUUUCUCUCUGUUUUCUUUGUCAGAUACAUUAACUACAUCACAUUUGUGGAAGGACGGAAUGGAAGGAAGUGCUCUCCACUUCCAUCUGAAGUAAAGUCAGUUGAAAGUGGACCAUAA
Molecule: messenger RNA, 4733 nt
Organism: Porites lobata
Lineage: Eukaryota; Metazoa; Cnidaria; Anthozoa; Scleractinia; Poritidae
Source: the annotation of a GenBank genome assembly